ACAGUCACGAGCUCAGUGUCGCUGUGUUUUCUGUCGGUGUGUGUCAGUGUGUGUGUUCUGUGAUGGCGGGCCUCACACUCUCUUCAGACUGUUAGUGUGACUGACUUCUCCCUCCACAAUGAUUCUUUCUGGGGCUCUCGUGCUGUUAGUGAGCGUGUCGCUGUCGUCCACGGUGAGAGUGUUGACGUCACCUCCACUCAACUGCACGCGGCAGGCUUUGACAUGCAAAGUCACCCACAGUAACUGUAUGGACAGUAAAUGGCUGGAUGCUAGUAAGUACACUCCCAGCAGUCCAGAGGACUUGUUGGUGUCUGUGGGCACCAGGCAGGAUGAGAGAGGACACCUGCAGCCCGUCCUGCUUGCCAACUGGAAGAUAAAGGACGAUGGCAGUAUUAGUUACCUGAAGGCCACCGAGCUGCACGUUUUAGUGAUGUCCACCAAUCAGAACCUGUGUGUUCGAUACUCUUUCAAAGACACACUCCCAAUGAGGAGUCCAUCAGGGGACAAGUGGUCAUUCUCAGCUGACAUGCUCGUGUUGGACCCUGGUGAGAGAUACCGUGUGUCUGUCUUCAACAUCCCCAAACCAGAGCUAGGACACAGCUACUAUGAUGUCAGCCAUGAAGUUCUUGUUCCUGAUUGUCCAGACCCCACAAUGCAGAGGACGCAGUUCUGCAUAGAGAGAGGAAGUCUGUGGCAGCCGAACAUCACUGUGUCUAACAUCUCUGUCAAUACAAGAGCUGCACUGUGUGUAAGCUUCAGUCCUGACACGCACUGUGAGGAGUACUUGGUUAUUGUUCAGUGCUCCCGUAUCCCACAAGUGCAGCGUAUAUACAAGACUAAUCAGAGGACACUGAAUGCAACAUUCAUCCUGGAUAAAUGGCCACGACACUGCUGCCAGUUUGAUGUUGAGAUCAAACCUAUCUUCCCGCGAUGUGACCAAGACUGUGUGCGUCGGAAGAGAACUCUGAAUAUUUGUCCAGCUGUGGUAUUAGUAGAGGGCCCCAAUGUGCGCUUGUACCUAUUUGCCAUCUUGGGAGCGGUGUUUAUGUGUGCAGUGAUGGCAGUUAUUAUGUAUGUCAUCUGCAGGAAGCCAGGCAAACUUGAUGUUACUCCAGCACCUAUGGGUGGUGAUGAAAUACAGCACAAGGAGAAGCUUAAACAACCCCCCAAAGUGCUGGUCAUCUACUCCCAGGACCACCACUUUUACAGGGACAUAGUGCUGAAGCUCUGCGCCUUCCUCCAGGCCAAAUGUGGCACCAAGGUGCUGGUGGACCUGUUGGACUCCACCUCAGUCGGCAUGGUGGGUCGCCUUCGAUGGCUCGAGUGGCAACGGCAGCAACUUAAAAAUCCCAUGGACAAAAUCCUGGUGCUGUGUUCGCGUGGCGUUCAGGCAAAGUGGAGGGCCAUGUGUGGCCAGGGCCGGGUUACACUGAGGGAAGACAUUCUCUCCCCUACCGAUGACAUGCUCACUCCCUUUCUCAACCUCUUCCUACCAGAUAUGCACCAGGCAGGCAUGCUGGGAAAGUACAUGGUAGCUUACUUCGAUGACAUCAGCAGUGAACAAGACGUGCCAUCAGUUUUUGACAUAGCAGUGAAAUACAAGUUGAUGAAGCACUUUGAAGAGCUGUACUUCCGCCUCCUAGACAUUGAGAAGUAUCAGCCAGGUCAGGUCAGCCACAUCGAGGGCAUUGGUGGAGAUGAAUAUUUCAAGUGUCCCUCAGGUCGAGCCCUGAAGAAUGCCAUCAAAACCUUCCAGGUCUACCAGUUGGAAAACCCUGACUGGUUUGAGAAAGAGUGUGUGGACAGUGAGGAAGAGGUCAUAACGGAGGCCAGUGCGCUCAUUGACCAGCUGCAGCUCCCUCCAGUCCUUGAAUGUGUUCCUGUAAUCAGAGAUGGGCUUCCUGUCUACACCCAAGGGGUAGAAAUCCACGAAAAUGGCAACAGUAUUCAUGUCCUUACACCUGAACUGAACACAGAUCGUGAGAUGUCGUCAGUGGCAGAAAUUACACCAGUAGUGAACCCUGGGUACAAACAUGAGUAUCCUUUAAACCUGGAUGAAGUGUUGGCAGAUGACAUGUAUCCUUACAGCCCCACUCCACAAUCUGUCUACUUUUGUGAGCCUGUUUUGUACAAGCCACCAUCAGCAAGACAGAACUGGCUGUCCCUUAAGAUAGAACCUUUGGGUCAACUUCCCACUGAGGACAAAGAAGAGGAUUCCCUUCUACCCAUGAGCCAACUCUUUACUCAUUCAGACCAGAGAGGCUUGGCCCCACACAACUCCAUGAACUCAAACCCUCCAGAAUCCUCAAGUGCCAGCAUGCAGAGUGAAUAUUUACCUCCAUCUGAAAUUAACCACUCUCAGCCUGUGGAGAUGGAGGAGUAUGAGGUUCUGGAGCUGAGUGGAAAGGGUCAGAGCAGUGGAUCUGAUCAAGGCUACAUUUCCAAAAUGUCUUCCCAGCCUGAAUGCCCUUUGAAAGAGGAUCCACUGGUGGCUUUGAGGAGGCUCCAGGAGGAGCUGUUUGAGAGGAAUCUCAGAUACUGUGACAUGGAUCCUGAAGCAGACUGAUGCUCACUGUCCACCUCCAGCAACCUUCUGACUUUAACCAACAUAUUCUGGAAUAAUAAAAAAAAGAGGUGCAGACACUGUAUGAGGACAGCACUUCUGUUGUAACCCACAUAUUAUUAUUAUUAUUAUUAUUAUUAUUAUUAUUAUUAUUAUUAUCACCAUGAUCAAGACAAAGUAGACUUGGUGACCACAUGCAAUAUACAAUGUUUAUAUAUAUAUAUAUAUAUAUAUAUAUACACAUACACAAUGUACAUUUUAACAGGUUGUGUGACUCCUUUGCACUCUGUCUCCUCUGUCUCCUUUCUGCAGCUGAAUUAACUCUUGGUUCAUCACUCAGACAAGAGCUUGAAAAACUGCAUUAGCAACCAGGCAAAGCAGAAACUGCCAAGAGGCCCCUGAUCCUCAGGGAGCCCAGGGGGUUGCAGACAAGCUCAGGUUCAACUUAGCACUAACUAAAACUUGAACUGAAAUGAUAGUAGCUGUAAAGCAACUCCUGCUGUCUUGUAGAGGGUCCCUGAGAGAAUCAAGUCAAAAUCUGGUUUGCAAAUUGUAUUAUCUUAGUCUAUGUUGUGCUUAUUUUACUUAUUUUAUGAAAUACCUUUGUUCUUAAUCAAAUCAGCACUAACACACACAGUACAUAGGAACUGAGAGAAACAAAUGAGUCAUUAAAGGUCUAGAGAUUUGGGGUCUGUGCUGGGUUCAUCUGGCUUUAGGUAGUUGCUUGCUCAACCUGUGUGAUUGUUGAACAUUGUUGUUAUUGAAUGUAGAAAGAAGCCCUGCUCUUUGAUUCUGAACUGAAAUAUCUUAUUGUUUCCUGCUGUUAAUCUGCACACAGGUAAAAGAGAGGUGAUGUGUUUAAAGUGGUCAGAUAUAUUCCAGGAAUGUCUAACGUUUUUAUCAGUGUAUCAGUUUGAGUAAUGAUUACAUUUUCUCUGACAAUGAAGGUGUUUGUUCAGUAAUGGGUCUAACGAAUCAAUAAUAAAUAACCACUUUGUACAGUA
Messenger RNA from Larimichthys crocea (large yellow croaker), 3567 nucleotides. It is a transcript of the gene il17ra1a, whose product is annotated as interleukin 17 receptor A1a. The record is from RefSeq and is a predicted model, not a curated record. Lineage: Eukaryota; Metazoa; Chordata; Actinopteri; Sciaenidae. Gene Ontology annotation, molecular function: interleukin-17 receptor activity. The transcript has 11 exons. Bases 119 to 2566 code for a protein of 815 amino acids.